CAUCUUUUUUAUUGAGACCAUAUGAAAAAUUAAUAAGAUUUAUAAAUGCAAUUUAAAAAGACCUAAAUUGAUUUGGGAGUUUUUCUUUAUGUCAGUAAAUAUUCGAAAAAAAAACGUCCUACUCACUAUGUACGUACAACCAUUUCGAAAUAUUUGGCCGUUUAUCAUGAGAUGCAAUAUCAAAACGUGCCCUAAUGCUGAUCACAGUAUACACUCUCAUCCCAGAUUGAUUAUUCUGGCCAACAGAAACAUCGUAUUGCUUGCAUUAGUUUUCAUCGUACGUUUUAUGAGCUUAAAGAAAAUGUCAACGUAAUAACAUCGGCUCCCACAGUUUUAUAUUGUUAACAGCGCCAUUGUCUUAGACCUGGAUCAGGACAAUGAAUUACAGUGGCCAUAAUGGCCAAAAAUGGUAUUGUAUAUCUGUCGCUUGAUAGAAGUUUGCGGUCAUAAAUGGCUGUGCAUUGAUCUGUAGAUAGACGCACUAUUACGACUGUAUUUUAUCGUGCUAUAUACAGUUAAUAACGAUCUAAAAAUCAAGUAUCUGACCGUUUACAAUACAAUCGAACACUAGUAAUACUGCUCCUACCAACAGUAGAAAAACCAUCGAAAACAGUCAUUUAUAAUGGUGCUUAUUUCACUUGAGCAACAUUGUAAUUAUGUCGUAUUCUUAUUAAAACGACAAUAACGCAUUGACUUGGUUUACGAUAAAAUAUAGUGCGUAAAUGGGUCCUACACGUGUCAUACUGUCUGAUUAAGGUAAUGCAAACUGGACUCAAAAUAUUUGAUCGAAUAAGUUUUAGAAAAAAUACAGCAUGACUCAGUUUUAAGGUGUCCUAUAUACCGUGAUAAAAAUCAUGAGUCAAAAAAAUCUAUAGUCGUGUGCUUUUUUUUUAUUUCCUUAAUCAUAAUUCAAAAGAAUAUUUUAAAACAAAAUCAUUGCAAUCAUGAUAACUAUCUUAAGUAUUUACUGAAGUUAAAAUUUAAUAUACAGUUACAUCGAUCAAUUUUAUUGUAUUGAGAAUAAAAGAUGUGUAUUUAUGAUUUUAUUUUAGAUCAGAUAAAUAUCUGUUAUUCGUUGAUGAUGAACUAUUCAAUCCUGCUAUAUUUAUUUUCAUCAAAAUUUUCCUUAUGAAUUUAGGUAAAGUUGUAUUGAAAUGUUUCUUUAGUUUUAUUUUUCGUAUUUGUUUUUUAUUAGAUGAUAUUUCAAAUGUUCUUUCAAAAAACAUGACAAUGGAUGAAUUUUUUGAUAUAUAUGCAUUAGAUAAAGAUAAUGAUGUACGAACAUUUCUCAAAACACGUAUACAAUUAUUUAUUCGUUCAUUAAAUAUAGCAUCCUUAAAAAAUAAUGAUUUAAUUGAUCAUUUAUUAAUUUCUGAACACGAUAUUUUAACAAAAGCUUUUAAAAAACUUGAACUUCCUCAUUAG
This is a messenger RNA of Rotaria sp. Silwood2, 1425 nucleotides long. NCBI's taxonomy places the organism in Eukaryota, Metazoa, Rotifera, Eurotatoria, Philodinida, Philodinidae. The record is from the annotation of a GenBank genome assembly.